CCGGGGGGGGAAAGGUAACACCAUGAAGCCCCCCGCGGCCCAGCCCCUGCCCCUGCUGCUGACCCUGCUCUCCUGCUGCUGGGGACCCGCCCUGGCCAACCUCUCCCAGGACGAGAGUCAGCCCUGGACCUCGGAUGAGACGGUGGUGGCCGGAGGCACCGUCGUCCUCAAAUGCAGUGUCAAGGACCCCGAUAACUCGUCCCUGCAGUGGUCCAACCCCGCUCAACAGACCCUCUAUUUUGGAGAGAAAAGAGCCUUGCGAGACAACAGGAUUCAGCUGGUCCACUCCAGUCCGCGAGAGCUGAGCAUCAGCAUCGAGAAAGUGUCCCUGGCAGACGAGGGAGAGUACACCUGCUCCAUUUUCACCAUGCCCGUUCGCACGGCCAAGUCGCUGGUGACUGUGCUCGGAGUCCCCCAGAAGCCUCUAAUCACCGGCUACGAGUCUCCAAUCAGGGAAGAGGGCACCGCCCGCCUCACUUGUCGAUCUUCAGGCAGUAAGCCUGCUGCCCAACUGAGCUGGAGAAAGGGAGACCAGGAGCUCAAGAGCGAGGCCACCCGAGUGCAGGAGGAUGCCAACGGCAAGACGUUCACGGUGAGCAGCUCGGUGGAGUUCCAGGUGUCCCGGGAGGACGACGGGGCCGCCGUCACAUGCGUUGUGAAGCACGAGUCCCUACAGAACACGGACCGCUCCACCUCUCAGCGCAUCGAGGUCUUGUAUACACCGACGGCAUCCAUCAAGACCGAACCCCUCCAACCCCGCGAGGGUCUUCAGCUAACGCUGCAGUGCGAGGGACAUGGCAAUCCCGUCCCUCAGCAAUACCUGUGGGAGAAGGAGGGGAGCGAACCACCACUGCAGAUGGCCCAGGAGAGUUUCUUGAUCUUUCCCCUGCUCAACAAGAGUGAUAGUGGCACCUACCGCUGCACCGCCACCAACCACCUAGGCAGCCAUGUCGCCUACUACACCCUGAGUGUCAACGACCCCAGCCCCAUGCCUGCGCAGACCAGCACCUACCACGCCAUCAUCGGAGGGGUAGUGGCCCUCAUCGUCUUCCUGUUGCUCAUCCUGCUCAUCGUCCUAGGCCACUAUCUGAUCCGACACAAAGGCACCUACCUGACGCAUGAGGCAAAAGGCUCUGACGACGCCCCCGACGCGGACACGGCCAUCAUCAACGCAGAGGGAGGCCAGCCGGGAGGGGACGACAAAAAGGAGUAUUUCAUCUAGAAGCGCCCACGUCCUCCAGCCCCCUCCACCCUCCCACGGGGUGGGGAGGGGCAUGGGCCGGGGGAGCGUCCACCCAAGGCUAGCCGGGGCCGCGGCACCAACCCGGACUUGUACAGAGCCCCCUCCAUCCCCCACCCAACCAGGGGACGCCCCCUCCCCCUCCCGCUUGCUCCCCAUCCCUCCCCCCACCUCCCCGCUGUACAGGUGUCUGCUUGGGCGCGGUUUUGUACUCGGUUUGGAAAUGUGGGGGGUGGGAGAUCGGGCGGGGGGCGUCGCUCUCGGCCCUAUCUGUGGCUUCUCUCUGCGUUUGGAUUUCUUUCUUUCUUUUCUGAACAAACCAGAAACACAUCAGUGUCCGGGCGGGACGAGAAGAGGGGAGCUCUCUCGCCCACCGCGGUGGGGAUGAGCGUGGGG
Molecule: messenger RNA, 1636 nt
Organism: Tachyglossus aculeatus (Australian echidna)
Lineage: Eukaryota; Metazoa; Chordata; Mammalia; Monotremata; Tachyglossidae
Gene: CADM3
Product: cell adhesion molecule 3
Exons: 9
Coding region: 23-1222 (399 amino acids)
Biological process (GO): homophilic cell-cell adhesion
Cellular component (GO): presynaptic membrane
Source: RefSeq, a predicted model, not a curated record